Molecule: messenger RNA, 5635 nt
Organism: Psammomys obesus (fat sand rat)
Lineage: Eukaryota; Metazoa; Chordata; Mammalia; Rodentia; Muridae
Exons: 10
Coding region: 91-5460 (1789 amino acids)
Biological process (GO): regulation of transcription by RNA polymerase II
Cellular component (GO): nucleus
Molecular function (GO): DNA-binding transcription activator activity, RNA polymerase II-specific; RNA polymerase II cis-regulatory region sequence-specific DNA binding
Source: RefSeq, a predicted model, not a curated record
CUUUUCUUGACUCUGCAGUUUGAAGCAGAGACUCGUUUUCAUUGUGCCUGCUGCAGCUGGAACCAGCUUCCCUUUGGGAUCCCAGUGACCAUGGAAGGCAGAGGAAUGUUAGGUCUCACCCCCAGAACUGUGUGUCAGAGGCACGGGGAGAGCUUGGUGGUGAAGCAAGAGCCAGGAAGCCAGAGCUGGGAACAGGGCUGCAGCUUCCAGAAGACCUGCCCUCCUGUCUGUGAAAUCUUCCGGCUGUACUUCAGGCAGUUAUGUUACCAUGAAAUGUCUGGGCCUCGGGAGGCUCUGAGCCGGCUCAGGGAGCUGUGCCACUGGUGGCUGAUGCCAGAUGUUCACACCAAAGAGCAGAUCCUGGAGCUGCUGGUGCUGGAGCAGUUCCUGAGCAUCCUGCCCGGGGAGCUGCAGACCUGGGUGCAGCUCCACCGCCCUGAGACUGGUGAAGAGGCUGUGGCUGUGGUAGAGGAUUUCCAAAGACACCUUAGUGAGUCGGGGGAGGUUCCACCUCCAGUGCAAGAGCAGGAUGUGCAUUUAAAGAAGAUGAUAGCUCCAAGUGCAACAGAGCAAUCUCCUACCUCAGUUUCCAGUCAGGGCCCAGCCCCUGAGGCCCUCUUGGGUCCUCCCUUUGACCCAGGAGCAUACCACCUCCCCAGUGGACACUUUGGUAAGAACAGGAUAAGAAGUUCUGAGUACACGGCAAAGCAGGAUGUUUCUAAAGGAUCAGACUCAUUUGACACAGCCUCAGAGGGAGUCUUUGGAGUAGCCCUGGUAGAGCCUGAGUCUGGAGAUAUCUGUGAAGGUCUUUUAGAACAGGUAGAAGGGCAACCUUCAGAUGAAGAUGAGAGUGAACUAGAAAGUGAUGUAUUGGAAAAGAAAGAGAAGAAAAAUCCAGAAGAAGACAGAAAUGAGGAAUGUAAAGAUGAAGGGCAACAUCCAGAUCUGCCCUCCAUUCCUGUUGAGCAUCAGGGAGAAGCCCAGAGACAGAAGUUCUAUCAGUGUGGGGAAUGUGGACACCAGAGAGUCCACACCGGAGACAAACCCUAUAGAGGUAACGAGUGUGAGAAGACCUUCUGGCAGAUGUCUCAGUGCAUUGCUCACCUCAGAGCACACUCGGGGGGAAAGCCCUGUGAACAUAGUGACUGUGGGAAGACUAAUGGCCGCAGCUGCCAUCUUGCUCAGUCCCAGAGCCUCCCUAAUGGGGAGAAGCCGAGUAAGUGUGCUGGAUGUGCAGAAGCUUUCAUCCAGAGGUUCCAGCUCACUGAUCACAAGAGGACCCGUGCUGGGGAGAAAUCUGAGUGCACUGAGUGUGGGGAGGCGUUCAUGCAGAGGAAAAGUCUUAUCCUUCACAGUAAUAAGCUCUAUGAGUGUAAUGAGUAUGGGAAAGCCUUCUGUUCCAACAGAAAUCUUACUGACCACCAGAGAAUCCACACUGGGGAGAAGCCUUACGAAUGUAUUGAGUGUGGCAAGGCCUUUAGUAGGAGUAAGUGUCUUCUUCGACAUCAGAGUCUCCAUACUGGGGGAAAACCAUACAAAUGUAGUAAAUGCAGGAAAGCCUUCAGUCAGAACUCUCAGCUCAUUGACCAUGAACGAAUUCAUUCUGGGGAGAAGCCUUUUGAAUGCAGCGAGUGUGGGAAGAAGUUCAGCUUAAGUAAGUGCCUCAUUCGGCACCAGAGACUCCACACUGGAGAAAAGCCCUAUAAAUGCAGCCAGUGUGGAAAAUGCUUUAAUCAGAACUCUCACCUAAUGAUACACCAGAGAAUUCACACUGGUGAGAAGCCUUAUGAAUGUCAUGAGUGUGGGAAGGUCUUCAGUUACAGUUCUAGCCUUAUGGUCCAUCAAAGAACGCAUACUGGUGAGAAGCCCUACAAGUGUAAAGAUUGCGUGAAAGCCUUUAGUGACAGUUCACAGCUCAGUGUGCACCAGAGAGUGCACACUGGUGAGAAGCCAUAUGAGUGUCCUGAGUGCGGGAAAGCCUUCAGCCAGCGCUCCACCUUUACUCACCAUCAGCGGAUUCAUGGUGUGGAGAAGCCCGCGAGUCUGCUUCAGACGAUGUCUUACAGUGACGUCUGGGGGCAUCUGCGGGUCUGGAACGCGCCUGUUCAGCCGCUCUGGACACAGAGAUGCCGAGACCUCCGGCGGCUAGAAGGGCCCCGGGGACGGAGGGCGGGCCUGCCGGGGGCCCGGGGUACAGAGAUGCGAGACCUCCCGGUGCCUAGAAGGGCCGCGGGCGCGAGGAAGGGGAGCGAGCUCUGCUGCCGUCCGCCGCUUUGUUCUGUGCUUCGGCGAGGGACACGCGGCCGCCGUCCGUGCCUCGGCUCCGGGAGCGAAGGGCUCCCGCGGGGGGCGCGGUCCCGCGUCCCGGGAGGGCGGCCUUGUCCAGCGUCUCCUCUGCCUGCUGUGGGUGACUCAAGGAACGCGUGCGUUGAGCCCACAGAGGCCAGAUCUCUGCUGGGCAGGUGGUUUGGAGUGAGGCUGCUCACGGUGCCUGGGAAUAAGGAUGAGCGAGGUCAUGGUGAAAAGAGACAGUAUGUGUGUACUGAGUGUGGAAAAGCCUUUAGUCAGAGCGCCAACCUCACCGUGCACGAGCGAAUCCACACAGGAGAGAAGCCUUACAAGUGUAAGGAAUGCGGGAAAGCAUUCAGUCACAGCUCCAACCUUGUGGUCCAUCGGAGAAUCCACACUGGCCUGAAGCCCUACACAUGUAGUGAGUGUGGGAAAGCCUUCAGUGGUAAGUCACACCUCAUUCGGCACCAGGGCGUCCACAGUGGAGAGAAAAUAUUCGGAUGUAAGGAGUGUGGGAAAGCUUUCAGUCGGAGUUCAGGACUUAUUUCUCAUCACAGGGUUCACACUGGUGAGAAGCCCUACACUUGUGUGGAGUGUGGGAAAGCGUUUAGUAGGAGUUCAAACCUCACUCAACACCAGAGAAUGCACAGAGGAAAAAAGGUUUACAAGUGUAAAGAGUGUGGGAAGACAUGUGGUUCCAAUACAAAGAUUAUGGACCAUCAGAGGAUUCACACCGGGGAGAAGCCCUACGAGUGUGACGAGUGUGGAAAAGCCUUCCUGUUGAGGAAGGCGCUUAAUGAACACCAGAGACUCCACCGCAGAGAGAAACCUUACAAAUGCAACGAGUGCGGGAAAGCUUUCACUUCCAACCGCAACCUUAUAGAUCAUCAGAGAGUUCACACUGGAGAGAAACCUUACAAAUGUAACGAGUGUGGGAAAACUUUCAGGCAGACAUCUCAAGUCAUUUUACAUUUGAGAACCCAUACCAAAGAGAAGCCAUAUAAAUGUGUCGAGUGUGGGAAAGCCUACCGCUACAGCUCACAACUUAUUCAACAUCAAAGGAAACAUAACGAAGACAAAGAAACCCUAUUAUUUACCAGCCAGGGUGUUUACACUUGGCCGCGCUGGGUGCGUGUUCGCCUUGCGAGAACGGCCCUGCCGGGUGGGGCGCUGCCUCCGCAGCACCAGGCUCUGCGGAGGUGCGGGAGCGCACGGCCUUCCCGCUUCCUAGAGAGGCCGGCCCGCGGCCGGGAGCCGGAAGCCCGCCGCCGGGCACUUCCUGUCCGGUCAUUGUCUGUGCCGGCGGCUGCCGGGAGGCUCUGCAGCCUCCGUCCGCAGAGCUGGCGCUGGGCCGCCGGGCGUCCGCGGCGAGAGGAGCAGCUCGCUUCCACCGACCGUCGCCUCGCGGGGCCGGGAGGUAGCUCGGCGGGGCGGGCGGGGCUGCUGGCGGGAUGGGGUGGGGCGCCUGGGCUCGCGGCCCCGGCCUGCUCCGGCGACCGGCCCGCGGAGUCUGGCCCGAAGACAAUUGAGCGUGGGCACAUGGUAGAACGCGUCUCCGAGGCUUUCCUGCCAGGAAGACUGAACCAGAAGAUGACUGCAGAAUUUAAAGAGACCAUGGGCAGAUCCUCUUGGGGCCCAGUGAAGGUGAAAAAGGAAGACGAUGAGGAUGAAAGUGUCGGAAGUCAGGCAUCCAGCCAACAAGUGUACCCUGAGAAUGUCACUGUCUGUGCUCCAGGGGAAGGUCCUUAUUUAAGCAUUGAUGUGUCAGAAGGGGAGGACAAGGGCCAGAAGAUGUUCUGGGACAUGGCAGUGGUCCUAAAAGCAACACAGGAGGCUGCUGCUGCUGCAUCCCGUGGGAGCUACGCACUAACAGGGACCCUGGCCAAGAGUGAAGUCCUGGAGCCUCCUGGGAACCCAACCCCACUGGGUACUGAAACCAAGAACCUACAGUUAUUGGUUCCUAAAACAGAGAUAUGUGAUGAAGCAGAAAUGCCCUCCAUGAUUUUAGGAAGACUCCAGAAAGGUGACCUUCAAGGACCUGAGCUAGGAGAAUCCUGUGAGAAGGGAAACAUGUUAAAAAGGCAGAGAAUAAAGAGGGGGAAAAGAGAUUUCAGAAAAGUGACAGUGAAAGACUGUCUGUUGUCUGAAAGCUUCAAAGAGGAAGACCAGGAAUCUAAGAAGUCUAGGGGAAAAUACGGCCUUAGUUCUGGCCCUGUUAAGAAUCAGAAAAUACAGCCUGGGCAAAAGCCUUUUACAUGUAGGGAGUGUGGGAAAGGCUUCAGUCAGAGUGCAAACCUUGUUGUGCAUCAACGGAUCCACACAGGGGAGAAACCCUUUGAGUGUCAUGAGUGUGGGAAAGCCUUCAUUCAGAGUGCAAACCUUGUUGUGCAUCAACGGAUCCACACUGGACAGAAACCCUAUGUUUGUGGAAAGUGUGGGAAGGCUUUCACUCAGAGUUCCAAUCUGACUGUACACCAAAAAAUUCACUCCUUAGAAAAAACUUUCAAGUGUGGUGAAUGCGAGAAAGCCUUCAGUUACAGUUCUCAACUUGCUCGGCACCAGAAAGUCCAUAUAACUGAGAAGUGCUAUGAGUGCAAUGAAUGUGGAAAGACAUUUACUAGAAGCUCUAACCUCAUUGUCCAUCAAAGGAUUCACACCGGGGAGAAGCCUUUUGCCUGCAAUGAUUGUGGCAAAGCCUUUACCCAGAGUGCAAAUCUUAUUGUGCAUCAGCGAAGCCAUACUGGUGAGAAGCCAUACGAGUGUAAAGACUGUGGGAAAGCCUUUAGUUGUUUUUCUCAUCUUAUUGUGCACCAGAGAAUUCACACUGCAGAGAAACCUUAUGACUGCAGUGAAUGUGGAAAAGCCUUCAGUCAGCUCUCUUGCCUUAUUGUCCACCAGAGAAUUCAUAGUGGAGAUCUCCCUUAUGUGUGUAACGAGUGUGGGAAGGCCUUCACUUGUAGCUCAUACCUUCUCAUUCAUCAAAGAAUCCACAAUGGGGAAAAGCCUUAUACUUGUAACGAAUGUGGUAAGGCCUUCAGACAGAGGUCCAGUCUCACUGUCCACCAGCGAACCCACACAGGGGAGAAGCCCUAUGAAUGUGCAAAGUGUGGUGCAGCGUUCAUUUCUAACUCACACCUCAUGCGACAUCACAGAACCCAUGUUGUCGAAUAGCAAGAAGAGGGCAAUUCCCUGCUGUUGGUCAUAACCUACUGCUCCUGUGGUCUACUCUAUUCUUCCUUUCUUAAAACAAGGACUAUGCUCUUUAGAGUUAUUUUUCUGGAAGAUAAUGUAAACACAUUUCAGAAACUAAUUUAAAGACAAUAAAACUUAAACACUUAAGAACCAA